Molecule: messenger RNA, 9898 nt
Organism: Papilio machaon (common yellow swallowtail)
Lineage: Eukaryota; Metazoa; Arthropoda; Insecta; Lepidoptera; Papilionidae
Gene: Rbcn-3A
Product: dmX-like protein 2
Exons: 62
Coding region: 164-9865 (3233 amino acids)
Biological process (GO): vacuolar acidification
Cellular component (GO): RAVE complex
Molecular function (GO): protein binding
Source: RefSeq, a predicted model, not a curated record
CAUAGUGAAAUAUUCGUGAUAUUAGUUCUUACUGACAAAUCACAAAAGUAUUUUAAAAUGCUGGAAAUUUUCUGUUUUAGUUAUGUGUUUUUUUAUUAAAAAAAUGUUAGUUUUGUGCUGUUCGUUGGAAGAAGUAUAGCUAAGAAACUUAUAGAUCCUCACAAUGAACUGUCACCAAGUAUUAAGUGGUGCCUGUAAUUCAGGAGAUCAAUGUUUUGCUGUUGGUUCAGUUGAAGGAAUACCUUUUACUGCAUAUGCUGCAGGAUGUAACAUAGUAAUACUGGCAUCAAACUUUGAGCGAGUUCAGAUUAUUCCCGGUGCCAUACAUGGAUACAUUCGUAUUAGUUCCUUAGACUGUAGUACUGAUACGGGGAAAAUUGCCGCUGCAUAUGGGGCAGAGGUGUGCAUCUUUGAACCUACACCACUCAUACAUACGGCCGGAACAACACAUGGUUUAGAGUACAGAUGGGUGCAGACCGGCAAGCUGGUGGCGGACGGGCCGAUCACCGCUUUGUCAUGGAACCUGGAGGGAACGCGACUGCUCACCGGGGGCAAAAUCUUACAGCUGUGGCAUCAGGCAUCUUUAUACCAGGAUGACAGCCAACCAAGUUCCGGUGUCACAUUCCAAAUCGGCGGAGAUAAAGAGGACAAACCCAAACAGCCGGAGGAAGAGGAGCCUGGAUGGAUUUGUGUAUGGCAGUGCCACACGGCGACACCUGCGCACCACCUCGCUUUCUCUCCCGAUGGCGUGCUCUUCGCAACGUCCGGCAUGAACGAUAGGCUUGUCAAGAUCUGGCAUCAAAACAAAGUACUGGUACAGGCGCACGGCGAGCAUUCGGGAACGGAUCUAAACUAUACGUUCAUCUACGUGGCACAUCCACGAGCAGUCACGCAUUUAUCAUGGCGGAAGACCAGUAAAUAUAUGCCCAAAGGCAGCGUGGGCAACGUGCUGGUGACGUCGUGUGUGGACAACAUCUGCCGCGUGUGGGCGGAGACACUGCUGCCUGAGGACGAGUGGGGCGGCGGCUCUGCGGCAUCGCGCUCUCCCCCGCGCCGCCAGCGCGCUACACACCGACACAAACACCGCUUUAUGCAGCGACUCAAGCACAUGAAAACUUGUUUCCACAUCCGUCGCAACGCACAGUCGUCGAAACAGCCGGGUGCGCCCAUCCCCACACUGCCCUCCACCUACAGUGCCCACGACUUUCACAACUCCUUUCAAGCCAGCUCUUACACCGGCGGUCUUCACUUCCAUUUGGCGGCGUCUAUCAACGCGGAGACGGACAUCCCUCUGGUGCCGUCGCUGUCUGGUGGCGGACGGUUCAUCUUACACUGGCUGCACAACAAGGAGAUGCACUUCACCAGUCAAGCCGAAGCUAUACUACACGAUCUCACCAAAAAAGUUUUAGAUAAAGAAGAAAACGAGGAAGGUACCGGUAUGGAUCACACACAUCCGGACGGAGAGAAUGAAUCAAGAGCUAGGAGGUCAAGUCAACAUUUGACUAGGGUACAAUCUGAGGACACUAGCAAUAGUGAUGAACAACCAGGUAGCGGCAACCACAGUCACCCGAGUUUGUCCAACACGACGUCCAUCAACUCGAUAGCUACAGAUGUGACGUGCACACAUUUGCCCGACUCACUCGACGCCAAGAUAGAGGGGCUGCUGCGAGACUGGCAUCAGAGUCCAGAUCUACUCUUCUCCAUACAUCCUGUAGAUGGCAGCUUUCUUAUAUGGGUGUGCGAGUGGCUGGACGAGGUGCAGGCGGGUGCGAUACGUCAGGCGCAGGUGUCGUUCUCUGCGCGCAUCCCAAGCGCGUUCCCGCUUGGUGACGCUACCACUAUGUGCACUCCCGCCGCACUCUACCACGCAGCCGCACAGCCGCUGCACGUGCGACAUCGCACCAAGCCUGUAGCACCAAAUCAAAACCAACCGGAAACUGUGACGACUCCAUUAGCCAGUGUACAGGAAGAGAAAGAUGAGAAUGAGUGGCCUCAGCCAGAUGAACAUAAAGAACCACAAGAAAAUGGCCAUCAAGAAGAGAAUAACAAUGAAAUGCAGCGCAGAACUAGUGUAGUGGCAGACGAUUUGGGAGAAAAUCAAGAUGGAGAUGUGUUGGAGUCUGCUCCGGUCAUAUCUAUGGUCACCAACCACACCAAUGGAACUCUCAACCUUUGGCAGUUAACAUUCGACGACAAAUCAAAAUUUUCACAGGUGCUAUCAAUAGGCCACGCUUCAAGAGCGUCCGGGCAUAGGUUUAGGGUGAACGACAUCACUUGCCAUCCAGUAUUACCACUGUUGCUGACAACCAGUCAUCAUAAUAUAUCCGACGCGGAGCGCGGGACGCAGCGUGUGGAGGAUGCGGGCGCAGCGGGCGGGCUGUGCUCGGAGCUGAUCAUGUGGCGCGUCGAGUGCGUCGGCCCGCUCGCCAAGUCCGGGGGCGUGGCCGAACUCGCGCGCGUCAACUCGCCACACCUCUCCGCCUUUAGUAACGUCGCCUGGCUACCUACGUUAUUGCCUAGCUCAACCUUAGGAAAUUUGUCUAACUCGCCGUCCGCCUGUUUUGUGGCAAGCGACGGUGAAAGUCUCCGGCUCUUUCAAGCCGUUAUCGAUGCGCGAACGCUAUUGGCGGAAAUUGCUACAUCGGAGCGACGUCAUAAAGAUACAUCGCAGAAUGACACGAUGUCGAUGUCGUCGGGGUCUAGUGCGGGCGAGGAGGCGGAGGAGGGAGGUGUACCUUUACACGAGCGUAUUCGCAUAGUUUCUCAGCAAUCGACCGCGCGACCCGGCGCCGUCAUACAGCUGCACGCCAUCGCGGACGCAGCACACGACUGGCACAACACGCAGCUGCUGCAUGUCUUCCAGGAACAACUCAUCACUGGUGAAAGAACAACAACGGAUACGGACAGCGCGGACUCUGGUGUUGAGGGUUCGGAUGUCAACACUAUCACAGAAGCAGGUUUCGAGGCCAUCGUGGACUUACGCAAGGCGGCUGUGUUCAAUGAACCCUUCUAUAUUGUCGUGUUGGAGCGCACUGACGGAGGCUCCACAGUGCAUAUGUGGAGACUGAUGGUAUCGUCGCAAGCUGACCCAUCGGAUGAUAUGACAAACAGCAUGAUGUACGUACCAGAUAGUGCGCUAGUGCAGGAGGAGGAGGGCGAGUCCCGCAAGAACUCUGUAUCAGUGGACGCUGACCGCGCGCUGCCGCAACCGCCCGUACACUCUCAUCUAUCCAUUUCUACUAAGAAGGUGUGCGAGUGUCCAUUGUCAUUGCCGGACGGUGUAGACGUCAUUCACGCGACGCCGGCCGCGGGACAUCUGAGCUCGGCCUCUAUAUACCCGGCCUGUUUGGCACCUUAUAUACUGGCCACCGCAUGCUCUGAUAGUACUUUGAGGUUCUGGAAAUGUAAUGUGACUAAAAAUGAGAACGAUGAGAUGGAGUAUACUUGGAAGGAGUGGGAAAUGAUGAACAAAGAUCAAGAAUCAGCUAUAGACAUUCCAGGGCAGCCAUUACACAUAAGCGCGGCGUACUCGGGUCGCAUAGCGUGCGCGUACAAAUGCGGGCGGUCGUUCACGCGGCCGAAGGGCGGGACGAGCGCGGGUACGGACGCGCGCUUCGUCAACUUGUGCGUGUGCGUGUACGAGUGCGAGAGCACCGGCGGAGCUGAGUGGCUGCUGGAGGAUACAAUACCCCUGCGCAAUGUCAGCCUGCCUCGCGUCGGCGUCAGUGUGGACACGCAGAUAGAUCUCUCUUAUUUACACGAUACGUCCUUCAUGCAGAAGAAACAGAGAUUGACACAGGUUCUUCAAACACUAUCUUCUGAUGAGAGUAGGAACAACCGUAACGGUGAAGGCGACUCUGGUAAAUCUGCAGGACUGUUGGCUGUACCAUCAUUCAGCACACUACAAUCACUAAGACGCAGUAUCAUGGAGAAUGGCAACACUUGUCCUUUAACACAAAAGCAUUUAGUGCAAUUGGACUGGGUUUCUAAAGAAGACGGCUCACAUAUACUUACAGUUGCUGUUGGUUCUAGAGUGUUGCUCUUCACGCCUGUCUCCAGCGAUCUUGCUCAGGCAAAUUUAAAGGCAAUGAAAGAAUCAAUAAACAACAACCGUCCUAUAUUAAGAAAGGCGUCAUCUCUCGCUGCACCACUGUUCGUGGAAGAGAUCAGGUGGAUGCAGCUGCGUCGUAUAGACCUGAAGACAGCAGAUGGUCUGCCUCCUCUUCCAAUGCAGAUCUCCUGGGUGCGCGACGGUAUACUGGUGGUCGGGAUGGACUCGGAGAUGCAUGUUUACUCGCAAUGGAAACCUGAGAACCAGCAAUUACCAUCAGGACAGAUACAGGAAAUAGAGGAGUGCGGUGAGUCCCGCGCACUCCGCGACUCAGACUUGCGCGUGUCAGCACCACAUCUACAGCGCGUCUCCUCCAUCAACCUGCAGCUGCUGGAACGAGACGCUAGAAGAAGGAAUAAAGCUCAAUCCGAUCAACCUCAACCUUUAUUAAACUACAUGCCUGACUACGGGCUGUUCGAGGCGUCACAAAUGGCCUGUCCAGUUCUACCGCAGUACCAUCCUAAACAGUUGAUGGAGUUAUUGAACAGCGGGAAAAUACGAUGGGUGAAGGCUAUACUCGCUCAUUUAGUCAGGUGUAUUGGAGGGUCUUACGCAAAUCGCAGUUCUCAAGGCGACGAGGACAGUCUCUCGAGACAGCGUGGCUGGUCGCGGUCACGCACGCUGUCCGUGUCCUUCGCCGCCGGCGCAGCCUCGCCGCUAGAUGGCGUCACACAGAUAACGGAAGAUGUCCAAUUAGACUACGCGGAACUAACGUCGGUACCGCCAUUGCCGCUUUGGACAUUGCUGGUGGCCGACAAAGAGUCGCCUCAUCAUCCGUCCACUAUACAAGAAGCUAAGGAUUACAACGAAUUAUUCGAAGGAACAAUGGAAACUGAAGAGGAUUUAGAUGCUCUAUUAUUAAGCGAUGAAGAUAGAGUCGACCGCCGGCCUUCGAUGCCCGAAAGACAACCGCUUUCGCAUUUCGGGCCUAGGCAAGGUCGUAUCCUAUCGCGACUCCUGACACACACUCACCUGCCGGGGCUCAGCUCGUUAGAUCAGAUGCAUCUACUAGCGCUGGCUGACACAGUGUCGACGUGUGACGCGGACUUCGCAGAGCGGUUCGCCGCCAACGCACGUUUUGAUGUAGCGCACAACACCGCCCAAGACUUCGUGCCUGAUUCACUAGACGACUGCGGACUACGCUUUCUCCUAGCGAUGAAACACUACGGUUACCUACUGCGUUGUUUGCCACUGGCCCAGCGCGCGGCGUUACAACGCGACGGCGUCGGCACCUGCAACCUUGUGUGGGCGUAUCACUCAGAGACACACGAACAGCUGCUGUCUUUAGUGCCCGGGUACACUAAGGGACAGCCCAAGUGGUCCACAAUGAGGGAACUAGGUGUGGGAUGGUGGGUCCGAGGCGACCUCUUGCGUACGUGCGUAGAGAAGUUGGCUCGUGCGUCUUACAUGGCCAAGCAGGAGCCCAUGGACGCCGCGCUGUACUACCUCGCUAUGAAGAAACGCAUGCUUCUCUGGGGACUGUUCCGAUCCAACAGAGACGAUAGAAUGACUUCCUUUUUCGCCAAUGAUUUUACGGAGGAUAGAUGGCGUAAGGCAGCGUUGAAGAACGCGUUCGUGUUACUCGGCAAGCAAAGGUUCGAGCACGCCGCUGCUUUCUUCCUGCUAGGUGGCGCUCUCAAGGACGCUUUAGAGGUACUGAUAACCCGCUUGGGAGAUUUACAAUUGGCAAUGGUUAUCGCCCGCCUUUACGAAUCUGACAGCACAUUGCCGCCCAGCUUACAGAAAUUGCUUAUGGAUGAAGUACUAGGGGGUGAGACAGAAGAUGGUGAGAUAGAUUUGGAGCGUGCGCAUCCGGAUCCAUUCGUGCGCUCAAUGGCGCUGUGGGAGCUUCGUCGGUACGGAGCUGCGUUGGACACGUUGUUGCGCACUGCGGGCCGACUGCACGCAGCGAACAACUCUGAUGAGCCCGUGCCCAGCGUUUUCAACUUCUACGUAUACUUGCGCACGCAUCCAAGACUCAAGCGACACAAUUUGCCCACGCAGGGUGGUACGUUAGCGCUACUACAGCAAGAAGCAGACGAAGGUAUUACCCGUCUAGAGCGACGGCUGUACUUCCAAACUGCGCACGGCCACUUCAAGGCGGGCUGUCCUGCGCUCGCUCUGGAGGUGUUGUCCAAGUUGCCCGCCAGAGUGCGCGAUGAGAAAAUAAGACAACCAGUGUCCGCCCCUUCCGUUGAAGAGACUUUCAUACAUACAGGACAGAUUGUAGAAAACACACCAGCGAAAAAGGAAGAAGAGAAUGUGGAAUGGAGUUCCUCAUCAGUGGACUGGGGCGCCCCGGUCACUACAAUCAAAAACGAUGACCUUGUUCUCUCUUGGGAUGAUGACAACGAAGACAAAGAUUCUGAAGGAUCUGGUGCUUCAACUCCGCCGCUGGAAAUGAAAAUAAACAAGCCCGAGGAACCGAUACAGAAUGGACUGGAAGACCAGAAAGAUGAGACCCCUCCUGUAGAUAUCAUGGCCCAGCAGUUGAAAUUCGUUGCUUGCUUGAAGAUCCUGAUGGAGGAGCUCAGUACACUAGCCACUGGAUUUGAAGUCGAUGGCGGUCACCUGCGCUACCAGCUGUACAUCUGGCUGGAGCGCGAGGUGGAGGCGCUGCGGCGGCUGUGCGGGUACGCGGCUGCGGGCGGAGGUGCGGGCGGUGAGCUGCUGUGCGCUGACGCAGACCCGCCUCCGUUGCCCGACCGGCCCACGCUGCACCAGCUGCUCGCACGGGAGAAGGCUGACUUUGAGGCCAAGGUGCAGCGCGCAGUGCGGCGCCGCAAGUGGCUCAAAGCGAACGAAACGUUACUGCGUACGCUACUGUCGUACUGCUCGCUGCACGGCGCGGGCGGCGGCGGGCUGGCGUCGGUGCGCAUGGAGCUGGUGUUGCUGCUGCAGGAGCUGGGGCAGGACAAGCAGCACCAGCAGCUGCUGUCGCCGCUGCCCUUCCCCACCACUCUGCCGCUGCUGGCCGCCGCCGUCGCCGCUAACAACACCGUAGUCGCAGACCCCGUGCGACAUCUGCAGUGCGUGGCGCACGAUAUGCUGGGCACGGUGGGCGAGCUGGGCGUGCCGGGCGGCUCGGCGACGCGUCUGCUGCACACGCUGCGGGAGCUGGCCGUAGCGCUCUCCGCCUGCAUCUACCAGAGUCUUUGCGACUCCGACACCUUCAGCCUCAAGCACGCCCACUACCACGACGGAAUGAUUGCAGAAACGCCAGGAACUUCAAAUCUUCUAAUCCGGCCGAGACGGUACUCUGUUGAAGAAUUGUCCGUCACUACCCCUCCAAAUAAAUGGCCAGGCGUGUCUGCACUGCGUGGUCUGGCACUGCGCGCGGCGGAGGAGGAGGACUCGCCGCGGCUGGCGGUGCUGCUGGCGGAGGCGUUCUGCGCGGUGUACCUCGCGCUGCUGGGCUGGGCGCUGGCUGCGAGAGAUGCACAUUUGCUGUAUCGCCUCGCCGCGCACACUGCUGAUGCUCGCGCGCACGCUCGUCUCUUUGGGGGCGGAGUUAGGCGCUUGCUUACGACCGCACCUGCGCCGCCUCAGCCGAAGUUAGUAGAGCGUGCGGAGGGUACGUCAGUGUGGUCGUCGCUGCGGGAGAAGCGCGCGCUGCUGCACAUGCGGCUGCUGGGCAUGGGACCCGCUGCACCCAAACACAUCCAGGAAGGUCGCCCCACUUACAGGGAGCAGUUCGUGCCCCCCCAAUGCAGUAUAUUGACCUUCCUAUUGACCAAGCCAACGAUGGAGCAAGAUCCCGAGAACAACGACUACGACUCAGCGGAGUCAGGCGCAGAGGACGCGGAGGAGAGCGGCAGCGAGCCUGAAGAUGAUGACAUCUUUGACACCAACCCUAACAAAUCGGAGAAAAGACACAAGGGCGCGAACACGGAGCACUCGGACCCGGACUCGUACUCGUGGUAUGUGAUGCGUGUUGCGGUGCUGCGACUCGCGCAGACCAAGCUGCAGCAGUUCCUGCAGCUGUGCGGCAUCGAGAUGUCAGAACUAGCCACGACGAGCCCGAUGGUGCACGGGGCGCUGCGGCGAGUGGACCAGUGGCAGCAGCAGCUGACGGAGGCGCUGGAGGCGCGCGCGCCGCCGCAGGACUACAUCCCCGGCUGCUUCCCUGACCAGGUCACUGCCGGCCCGCCUAUCAAUAAGUACAGAUGUCUGUUGGAGAAACACAACACCCCGUUUAACUCUGCAUUAUACAGCGCAGCGCCCGCGAGACGGCUUUGGAGCUAUUUAGUAAGACAGGAACAAGUUCAGGACGUGUUCAUCCGCGCGGUGUUCUCGCGGCGGCGCGCGCAGUCUGUGGCGGCGGAGAGCGGUGCGGGGGGUGCGGCGGGUGCGGGGGGUGGCGAGACACGCGGGGGGUGCGUGCCGCAGCCGCGCGCCGACGACGACCUGCACAGUCCCGUGCGCAUCAUACACAAGGAACAGGACUCCAUCGCCGCCUUCUGUCUCAAUCGGGUGGGCGGCGGUCUACUGGCGGUGGCGACGGCGCGCGAGGUGCAGGAGAUGGACGUGUCGCUGCUGCUGCGCGGCGGCGCCAGCUGGGCGGAGGACGAGUGCGAGGUGGACCUGCUGGCGCUGGCCGCGGACCCCGCCGCGCUACCAGACACCGGCUUCCUGCUCAUACAGCACCACGACAGACCAAACAAUAGUUCAGUGCCGGGUACGGGCAACAGUUCCCCGCUGAACCCCAACGCGCCGCAGAUGCCCGUCGGCAUGGCCAGCCAGACCGGCCGCGGAGCUAGCGUCGUAAAGGGUCUGCAGUUCCCGGGUUGCCACGACGCGAAAUAUUGUCGUCUGGUGCUGCAUCGCUCCAAACUCCUCAUGAAACCGGUGCUAAAACAUAAGAUCGACAACAUUAAACGGAUGGCUGCGCAUCCUUCACAACCUUUAUACUUGACUGGCGGCGCGGACGGUUCGGUUCAACUAUGGGAAUGGGGCCAUCCGUCGUGCGUAUGGUCGCCGCGUGCGCCAGGCGCCUUCGCCAAGGUGACGCGCGUGCGCUUCUCCGACUACGGCAACAAGUUCGCGGCCGCGGACGCGGACGGCAACCUCGCCAUGUGGCAGCUGCACCCCGCGCCUGCGCACGCGCACCCGCCCGCUACCAACGCGCACGGACAGCCCACCGCGCACGCAUCACCCAGACCCUUCUUUACUCAUCAGUGUCAUAGUAAAGGAAUAAGCGAUUUCGUUUUCCUCGGUUCCUGUAGUUUAGUUGCCACAGCUGGGCACAGUUCGGAGAGUAAGAAUGUUGCCAUAUGGGACACGCUGAUGCCUAUCAAGAAAGCACUUGUUGUUUCGUGGACGUGUCACGAGGGCGGGGCGGCGUGCGUGUCGUGGGCGGGGUGUGCGGGCGCGCUGGUGUCGUGCGGACGACGCGGCGACGUGCUCGUGUGGGACUUGCGCGCGCGCGCCCCCAGGCACAAGCUGCACGCGCACCACGCCCCCAUCAAGUGUGUCGCGCUCUCCCCCCGCGAGGACUAUUACGCGGUUGGCGCCGCCGAUGGCGAUAUCAAAGUGUUCUCAUUGGCGACGCACCAGUUGCUGCACACUUUCGCCGGCGAACACGCUCGCAGCUCCUUCUUCAAACACAUCGGACAGGGCGUCACGCAAAUACAUAUCGACAACUGCGGGCGCAUGUUCUCGUGCGGUGCUGACGGUACAAUGAAAGUGCGCAAGCUGCCGGAGCGGGACUCGCCGCUGCAUCAGCUCCACCAGCUGCACCAGCCGCACUACUGAACACUGGUACUUACUGAAUAUACUGCCAGCUGA